AUGAGGCUGGUGAACUACUUCUUUGCGGCAAGCUUGGCCAUGGCCGGCCUGGCCUCUGCCUUUCCCGGCAUGGACAAGACGCUGGCGGAGCUACAGAAGCGCCAGAGCGACUUAUCGAACUCCCUCAUCGGAGAUCUCGAAACUCUUGCCGACAAGGACCUUACGCCGACGGGAAGGGCUGUCAGAGACAUUCUCACCGGCAAAGCGGAAGGCUUCGACCUCUCCUCGCAGGCGAAGAAGGUUCCAUCCAAGACCUCGACCGAGUGUGCCAAAGACAAGUGCUGCAUCUGGAAGUACAUCGCCGACGAGAUGCGCGACGCCAUGGUAGGCACGGCCGGUCGCUGCAACAACUUCGCCCGCGCCGCCGUUCGCCUCGGCUUUCACGACGCCGGCACCUGGGCCAAGGGCAACGGGGCCAAGGGCGGUGCCGACGGGUCGAUCAUCCUCGCCGGCGAGUGCGAAUCGCGCAAGUCCAACAGCGGCCUGCACGAGAUAUGCGACCUCGUGCGCACCUGGCACGGCAAGUACAAGGACUACGGCGUCGGCAUGGCGGACCUCGUGCAGCUGAGCGCCAUCGUCGGCACCGUGGCGUGUCCGCUGGGACCGAGGGUGCGCUUCUUCGUCGGUCGCAAGGACAGCAGCGAUCCCGCGCCUGAGGGCCUUCUGCCGUCGCCCAAGGCUGACGCGGACAAGCUCAUCGAACUGUUCGCCAACAAGACCAUCAGCGCGGCGGGGCUGGUUGCCCUGCUGGGCUCGCACACCGUCAGCCAGCAACGCUUCUUCCAAACCGACCGCGCGCUCGACCCUCAGGACAGCACCCCCGGGGUUUGGGACAAUCUCUACUUCAAGGAGACCCUUAGCAGCAAAGCUCCGCCGAGGCUGGUCAAGUUUCCUAGCGACGUGAAUCUGGCAAACGACGCCCGCACGCGCCCCAUGUUUGAGGCGUACGGGAAUAGCCUGAAGGGGCAAAUUACUUGGAGUCAGGCAUAUGCCAGAGAGUAUGUUCGCCUCAGUCUUCUCGGGGUGUACAACAUCAAUGCAUUGACCGAGUGCACGCGCGUGCUCCCAAACUUCAUGGGCUCUUUUGAUAACGUCGACAAGGCUAAGAUGGACGAGUUUGCGGCUGGCGAGCUCGAUUCAGCGCGGGUGGCACUCAUGAAUGGAGAUGUCAUUCCUGACUUGUAG
Purpureocillium lilacinum is the source of this 1185-nucleotide messenger RNA. RefSeq lists its product as uncharacterized. NCBI's taxonomy places the organism in Eukaryota, Fungi, Ascomycota, Sordariomycetes, Hypocreales, Ophiocordycipitaceae. Gene Ontology annotation, molecular function: heme binding; peroxidase activity. Gene Ontology annotation, biological process: cellular response to oxidative stress; hydrogen peroxide catabolic process; response to reactive oxygen species. The record is from RefSeq and is a predicted model, not a curated record.